Molecule: messenger RNA, 882 nt
Organism: Colletotrichum abscissum
Lineage: Eukaryota; Fungi; Ascomycota; Sordariomycetes; Glomerellales; Glomerellaceae
Exons: 2
Coding region: 1-882 (293 amino acids)
Source: RefSeq, a predicted model, not a curated record
AUGUUUCAAAUCUCAUCCAUCGGCCUCCUGCUUGGCCUAGUUGCGAGUCAGAUCAUCUCCGCUCAGGCGCAGUCUCUCCCGAAGCAACUCGCUGUAGUCCGUCGCCGCUCUGGUCUCACGCACAAAGAGUAUUUGUACUACCAUACACUAGUUCACGGGCAGAAGUCAUGGAACGCACCUCGAGACGAUUCCUUUCCCGCAGCCUACAUCCAAAGCCAUGUCUUUGACGGAGUCUUCGGUGCAAAUAACAGCGUAGCGAACCAAGUCUACGUCGGCCGCGACGAUAUUGCCGAGCUAUACAGUAGCUCCCCGACGUCCUUCUUGGGCCCACCCUCCACGAAUUACACCGAGACGGUGAUCGGUCCUGAUGGAGCCAACUUCAACGACUUCCCAGUUGCCAUGUCGAUGAUCGCGACGGAGACUUUCCUGACCAAUAUCACUGCGGGUGCCCCGAAAACUCCGGCGAAACCCGGCAACGAGCCUCCGGUUGCCUUCUUCUGGGCCAUAGCUACGCAGAACGCUACAUCGAACGAGACGUUUGCAAGGAACCUGGCGGAUGCCCUGAUCAAACCUUUACCCGCCGGAACGAUUUACAACGCCAGUAUCCACGUCCCUAUUCCAGGCGCCGAUGUCAGGCCUUACUUUGGUGGAGCGGACAUGCCGAUCAUCAAUACUGUCAUCAAAUUGUGGCUCAAUGACAGUGGGUCAGCCAUCACGCAGCUUCGGGCAUCGCAAACAAAACUGGAUAGCGCGGCACUCAACCUGGAUGAGAAUCUAUCGUACAUGCUCUUUUCCAAAGAGGUAACGAUUUGGGACACCAAAGCCGGUAUCGAGUUUGAUAUCCCGCGCCUCGAGGCUGUUUUGAAGGCCGAGAAUUAUUGA